CGUGAAUCUCAACUUUCAUCCUAUAAAUACCGGUUAACAAACUAGUGGUCAGACAACCAGAAAGAGUUCUGCCUGUUAAAGAGUUAAUACAGUUACAAUCAAGAUCUAUCUACAGCUAGUGAGCUUUUACAAAAUACUGAAUUCAAGAGCUUAUCUUCUAGAAAAAGCUGUGGUGUGUACUGCAAUUUAAGCUGAUAAUCAUAAUUCAAAAUGUUUGCCAUCAGUCCACGAUAUACUGACGAUAACAGUUUAUUCCGCCUGGUUGAUGACUUGGUACAUCCCUGGGACGUUUACAGAUCACCCCUGUUUAACAAUCGAGAAGGAGCCCUGUCGCAGAACAGUGGACGUCUUGGCGAUUCUGAGAUUCAAAAUACUGACAAAGAAUUCAGGAUUCGCUUAGAUCUCCGCCAUUACAGUCCUGAAGAAGUAAAGAUUACCUCAGACAACAAAAAGAUCACAAUCAAAGCAAAGCAUGAGGAGAAACAGGACAAUCAUGGUUUUGUGUCUCGGGAAAUGAUCAGGACAUAUGCACUACCAGAUGAUGUUGAUGCCAAGUCUGUAACAUCAACAAUGAAUUCUCAAGGGACAUUAAGUAUUAGAGCAGCUAAGAAAGCUAUUGAACCUCCAAAAGAAACAGCCAUUCCAGUAGAGUUUAAAGGUUGAAUUGACCAUUCUUAUGAAUAGUUUAACAUUUUACACAUUUGAUAUUCAGCAUUUCUAAAUGUAGAAAGAAUGCUGUAGUUUGUAUUUUAUAGUCAUUGAAAUUUCUAUAGUUUAAAAAUUUGUUCAACAUUUUUUAUUUGUAUUUAUCAUUCUGUACAAUAAUGUAAAUACGGUCUCAACAUUUGUGCUCAGCAUGUUGUAAUAGCACUUCAAUGUAUUGCUUAUUCCACUUACAUUAAUUUCACUUCAUGUUGGAUGUAUGCCAGUAAUUUUUUCUUAAAUUUUUUUUUAACAAACUGUAUUUCAAAAUUAGUGUGACUAAAAUGCUUUUCAGUAUUCAACAGAAU
Molecule: messenger RNA, 1010 nt
Organism: Physella acuta
Lineage: Eukaryota; Metazoa; Mollusca; Gastropoda; Physidae
Product: heat shock protein Hsp-12.2
Biological process (GO): response to heat; protein refolding
Cellular component (GO): cytoplasm; nucleus
Source: RefSeq, a predicted model, not a curated record